This is a messenger RNA of Moneuplotes crassus, 502 nucleotides long. The record is from the annotation of a GenBank genome assembly. Lineage: Eukaryota; Ciliophora; Spirotrichea; Euplotida; Euplotidae.
AUUUAACAAUAUGAAUACACCAAAUGAGGAAAUGAUCAUUCAUAUAGUCCGUCCUAAGAAUUGACCAUUUUUCACUGGGAUUGCAAGAGAGUAUGACAACACUUAUCCAGAGGACAAAUUGGGUAAUUUGAUGCCGAAAGAAGAAUAUAAGAGAGCUAUUAAUAGAAUAAACGACAUCCUUCAUGACUCUUGGCCAUGCUGAUUUAUAUACUAUUUCUUCGGAUUCAUACUAGGCUACCUUACUUUCGGCUUGACCUGAUUAAUCCCAUGGCAAUGGAUCAAGAUCGGCAAAAACAAAAUGCUGAAAUGUAUAGAUAUAAUGAAUCUUGAUAAUUUUCUCCCGCAUGGCCUCUUUAUUGAGUACCAACAAUCUGGCUGCCACCGCUCAUGAUUCUACAUCCGUAUAAAAAGUGAUAAAGACAUAGAGAGCCUCGAGAGAAGACAAGAAGCAUUAGAAUCUGCAUCCAAGAAGAGGACUGAUGAAUAAUAUAAGUUCAAUAUC